This is a messenger RNA of Sinocyclocheilus grahami, 1285 nucleotides long. RefSeq names its product E3 ubiquitin-protein ligase RNF43-like. NCBI's taxonomy places the organism in Eukaryota, Metazoa, Chordata, Actinopteri, Cypriniformes, Cyprinidae. The record is from RefSeq and is a predicted model, not a curated record. Bases 887 to 1285 code for a protein of 132 amino acids. The transcript is spliced from 2 exons.
CGCACGCAAGCUCACACUCGCGUUCACUCUCAACUUUAAACUUUUCCAGCGUUCCUGCAGUUCGGAUCAACAGCACUGAGGCUUCUACACUUGAAGUGACUGGAUUUCUCGACAUGGAUCUGUGGAGAUAUAAUCUGAGUCGAACAGAUUUGUGAAGUCUUAAUUCAUUUAGGAACAUGGGAAUGAGUGUUCAGAAACGGCUCCCUCCUGACAGUGUUUUCGAUCGCUCCCGCGAAGUUCUUGUUUUAUCUGGAUAAUUAUUUUUUUUUAUGUUGGACCGCAUGGAAAAAAAUUCCAGCCGUUCACAGUGGGAUUGUUACGCGUGUUCUCUGCGGCUUGAUCAGAGUGGAGUAACUGAGACAUUGUUGCAUUGACGGAUGCGGUGAUUCUGCUACAACCUGCUACAUUCUGGAAUGUUUGGAAUCCUUUGAAGUGGACGCGGCGCACCGCACAAUAAUGGAGUCAUUAUGACGUCUCGUUAUCAAUCACGACGCGUGGGAUGCCACGGGGAAAUCUGCAAUAUCAUUGAAAUGACCUUUAGGCGGUCAUAUUAAACUCUUUUUGUGGUUUAAAUCGAUGCUCGCGCCAGGAGGCUGCCCGCUGUCAAUCACUCUGUCAGUCAUGUUCUGUCAGUGAUACUUGAGGCCAGUCACCAACUGAAGUUCCAUUCAAUUGUUAAUAAUAUUCUUCUAUUUCAAAUCUCAACCCUGCUGAAUUAAAAAAAAACUAAAAAAACUACCCACUCUAAAAGCCACUGGUUUUUUUUUUUGGACAGUUUCAGUGACCUCUAAGGAUUCUCCUGUCUUUCAGCUGAGCUCUGAUUGGGCGGAUAGCUUUGUGGACAGUGCAUAAUGUAUGGCCGGGGCCCGCCGCUGCAGCCAGGACAAUGAGGGUUCCUGUGCAGCGAUUGGCCGGGCUCUGGCCGUGGCUGCUCAUGGCUGUCUUGCAGGUGGCAUUGGGCCACACGGGCCUGGAACUAGCCGCUGCUGUGGAGUCUGAACGCUCCGCACCCCGAGCCAUGAUCAAGGUGUCACUGCUGAAACAGGAGCCCACCAGCAGGCCAAUCACCCUAGAAGGGGUGUUCGCCGGGGGCAGCGCAGGCUAUGCUGAAGGGAAACUGAUGCAGUCUCACCCGCUGUCUCUGUGUAACACCAGCGAAGAUGACCGUCAGGAGACCAUCUUCAUCAGCAUCGUCAAACUCGAGAGUCCAGAGAGCAAAGUGCCGCAGUGCCAGCCGCUGCUGGAUAAAGUAAGACUGAUGGGAAACUCACACACACACAUAUGA